GAACUUGAGAUGACUUUAGUACAUCCUUCAAAUAGGAUGGAGAUUAAAAAGCUGUAAUCUCUUCAAAAUUUGAAAUCUCGUUUACAGUAAAAAAAAACUUAUGAAUCCUUACAAUAGAGGGAAGGAGGACUAAAAUGAUAAAAAUCAUCUUUAAAUGUAAAUCUUAAUUCAACAAAAAUUAAUAUUAGUAAAAGUGUAACUUUCACAGGGCAUUGAAUUAUGGAUCUGUUGGGUUCAUUAUCGGACACGAAAUGUCGCAUGGAUUUGAUGUUACCGGCAGGAAAUACGAUGAGAAUGGAAAUGCAAUUCGUUGGUGGUCUGAAAAAAUGAUAAAUGCAUAUGAUAAGAAAGCCGAUUGUUUUGUGGAUCAAUUCAAUGAAUAUGAGGUAGGUGGAAAAGUAACAGAAGGAGAAAAUAUUGCUGAUACAGCCGGAUUAAAUGCGGCUUUUGGCGCUUAUAAAAAACAAAUUAAGAAAGGAAAUAGAGAUGUGAGAUUACCAGGGUUAGAAGAUCUUAGCGGAAGUCAACUAUUUUUUGUCUCUUUCGCCACUGCAUUUUGUCAGAGCGCAACUCCCCAGUUUUUAUAAAAAAAUCUCAACGAUGUACAUACUAAGGCUUCAGUGAGAAUAAAUGGUGCAGUAACUAAUGUGGAUGGAUUUAGUGAAGCCUUUAAAUGCACAAAAAAUAGCCCCCUAAACAGGGAUGACAAAUGUAUUCUAUGGGAGUAGAAACUAGUUUUAAUUUUAUUUAUAAUAGUACAAUAAGAUUGAGAAAUAAUCUGUAAUUCUUAUAGAGACUGUAAUAUAUUUUUAAAAUCAGAA
Molecule: messenger RNA, 821 nt
Organism: Belonocnema kinseyi
Lineage: Eukaryota; Metazoa; Arthropoda; Insecta; Hymenoptera; Cynipidae
Product: endothelin-converting enzyme homolog
Exons: 4
Coding region: 252-587 (111 amino acids)
Biological process (GO): protein processing
Cellular component (GO): plasma membrane
Molecular function (GO): metalloendopeptidase activity
Source: RefSeq, a predicted model, not a curated record